UUCACAGAUUCCCCAGAAAAUAAAAGUAUAUUUCAGAAAGUGAAAAUCAGAAGAAGUAGCUGUUGACAUAAAAAGAAGUGUACUAAGGAUCCUUUCUUGAGGAAAAUCUUUUAAGAUGCGGUGAAGAGCCUGUAUUUUCCCCUGUGCCGUAUAUAGUGCCUUAAAAAAUGGGGUUUGGAGGUGACCUGAAGUAUUCUCAUGAUGCUUUAUUAAAACUGCAAGACUGGGAACUACGACUGCUGGAAACGGUGAAGAAAUUUAUGGUAAUGCGAGUAAAAAGUGAUAAGGAGUAUGCCUCCACUUUACAGAAUCUUUGUAAUCAAGUAGAUAAAGAGAGCACUUGUCAAUUGGAUUAUAUCAGCAAUGUGUCCAAGUCUUGGUUGCUUGUGGUACAGCAAACAGAACAGCUGAGCAAAAUAAUGAAGACACAUGCAGAGGAUCUUAAUUCUGGGCCUUUGCAUAGGCUUACAAUGAUGAUCAAAGAUAAGCAGCAAGUUAAGAAGAGUUAUGUAGGUGUUCAUCAACAAAUUGAAGCAGAGAUGUACAAGGUCACAAAGACAGAACUAGAGAAACUGAAAUCUAGCUAUAGACAACUAAUAAAAGAAGUAAAUUCUGCCAAAGAAAAGUAUAAAGAAGCUGUGGCUAAAG
Pelecanus crispus (Dalmatian pelican) is the source of this 648-nucleotide messenger RNA. NCBI's taxonomy places the organism in Eukaryota, Metazoa, Chordata, Aves, Pelecaniformes, Pelecanidae. The record is from RefSeq and is a predicted model, not a curated record.